AAUGCGUACGCGCGAGGUAGGAAAGCUAUAAAAACCCACCAGCAACAAUUCAUUCAACUUACUUCGUCCGCGGCGGGUCACCUGAUAACAACUGAUCACCGCGCUGUCCCAAGACGGAAACAUCCUUACACAUUACAUUCCACUGUCUCAGUUUUGUGCUGUGAGUGCUUCGAAUCGUACCAAUCAACAGCUGAUUGCUGGAACGGUACUGCCGCAACUGACCUUUCGCUUAGUGUUUGUUGCAUUUUUGUGAUUUGGCGUAGCGUUCAGUCAGUCGCGUAAGAACUUUAUUUGAGUGAAGUGUGAAUCUAGUCUUUUUUUCCACGUGCUGCUCAGCUGCCUGGCCACCGGUACUCCGAUGGCAGACGAAGCGACCACCUUCUUCGACUGGGCCUCCAACCAGGGUGUUUCGUUCUGGGAAGUCGUCGCCCGAAAUUUCACUCACCCUGGUCGCUUCGGUCCGGUGCAAGUGGCAAACAACGUGCAACUAUUACAGCAAGAAGAUCGACUCGAUCUACUAUUAUCGCCCGCGCAAUUCGGACUACUCUCGGGAAUAGUAUUAUUUUUAUUCCUGAGGCACAAACUAGCGCGAUGGAAGGAAGAGCACAGCCAUCUGAAAAUUACCAGCCACGAUGACUUACGGCGCGCGGUUUAUACCUUUCUUACGUUUCUCGAGUUUCUAGUGCUAUCGCCACUUUUGAUCACGAUUCUUCUCACGUUCCAAAUGUACCGUAUCGCAGUACAAACAGUACUGCGACGCCGCCAUGGGAAACAUUUCAAAGGAUUGCUGGACGGUGCGGAUGUCGUUUGGGCAAUUGAGGAUCAAAACUCUCGUGGCAUGAUUAACAUUAUGGCAAACGUGGAAGAACCCUUUACGGAUUGGACGUCCGUCGACAGCACGAUCAGUGCGGUUAUUUUGCUGACAUUGCGCAAACGUAUAUCCUCGCGACUUAUGCGCAACUAUCAACCAUAUCCUAAAAUGUUCUGGAAACGUAAUGUCGCGCUCGGUUACUACUUUUGGUCCGAUCAAUCUGAGCUUACGGUAGAGGACUACAUUCGCUACAUGGAUCCCAUUCCCGUUGCUGAUGGUCAACGGUACAUCGAGGAACAUCAGUUGCGUAGUUUACUGAGCAUAAUUAACAAUCGUCACCUUCCGGCGGAACAUACGUCGUCGUGGGAAGUACUAGUUGGAAAGCAGCCUUUGUUCGAUAAGGAACGACGCAUGCUUAAAUAUCCCAUCCUCUUCCGUGUACAUCAUUCGCUAGGUGAUGGAGUGGCUCUGAUGCGUUUGCUUCUGGAAGCGAUUGUCGAUAAGGAGGUACCCUCACGCUGGAAGCAUCUGUCAAAGCUAAAGGUCAUGAACAUCAACUACAUCCUGAAACAACAGAAAGCCGCCAAUCAUCAUCGCUUAGAUGUAGGCGAAACACUUCUCCACCGUGUUUGGAAAAGCAUUCCCUCGUCGGCCGAACUAACAGUCCAAAGAGACAAUUUUGUCCGAAUUUUAUGGACGAUUUACACCGCCCCAGCCUUCUUUCAUGACGUUUCACGGCGUCAGGCAGAUAACAACUGCAUACAUGCAGCAACCAUGGCCAAUGAAAAGGUUGUAAGUUGGAUACAGGAAGAUCACAACAGUGACACACGCUGGGUUGAGAUUAUUAAACGCACCAAGCGACUCAUCCCCGGGACGAGGUUCUCCGACGUCUUCCUCACUGCAUUGUCGUCCAGUUUGGAAAGUUAUUUUACAAGUCGAACUAGUACACCACCGAAAAACCUCACAGUUGUGCUGCCAGCAAGAAUAGAAAAAGAAACACCUCACUUAAGGCUACAUAAUCGUUUUUCGGUAGCACUCCAAACGCUACCUAUAACGCCCGGUAUACAAAUGCACGAUGCAAACCGGCAUUAUGCACUUACCAAUCGCAUGCUAGCGGUUAAAAGUUAUUCGGACGUGUUACGUUCUUCUUCUGAUUAUCUGAUUAAUUAUUGGAUCAUGUCAAAAAUGACUUGCCUCUUUCCAGAGGCCAUACUGAGAAAAAUUCUCAAAAGCGCACACAGCACGCUGGCGAUCUCGAACCUACCGGGACCACAGCAGUUGCCACGCAUACAGGGUAAAGAGCUGAAAAAUCUUAGCUUUUUUAUUCCAAAUCUGGGUACCACCGCCGUUGGAAUUACCCUUCUAACGUACGGUGGCAAACUUCAGCUUGGAAUAUUAGCCGAUCGUGCAGUUAUUCGUACGGAAGACGAGGCUCACAGCAUUCUAAAGGGAACAGUUGAAGAGAUCGAACGUAUGGGCCAAUUACUCGAGCAGGCUUGAUUGACCAAAGUAUGCGAUUUCUAAACAUCACCUGAACUUUUUGUAUUAUACUUCAUGGAAAAUAAAUUUUUGGCUACUAUUCUUAAUACGGA
Messenger RNA from Anopheles funestus (African malaria mosquito), 2403 nucleotides. RefSeq lists its product as uncharacterized. Gene Ontology annotation, biological process: triglyceride biosynthetic process. Gene Ontology annotation, cellular component: plasma membrane. The coding region runs from base 359 to 2311 and encodes 650 amino acids. The transcript has 4 exons. The record is from RefSeq and is a predicted model, not a curated record. Gene Ontology annotation, molecular function: long-chain-alcohol O-fatty-acyltransferase activity; diacylglycerol O-acyltransferase activity. NCBI's taxonomy places the organism in Eukaryota, Metazoa, Arthropoda, Insecta, Diptera, Culicidae.